Molecule: messenger RNA, 864 nt
Organism: Fusarium sp. VM40
Lineage: Eukaryota; Fungi; Ascomycota; Sordariomycetes; Hypocreales; Nectriaceae
Source: the annotation of a GenBank genome assembly
AUGUCUGUAAUCACUGAGCAAAACACCCAACCGACGAUCACGAUGCCCACCAUCAUCGAGGAACGUCUCGAUACUUUUCUCGAGGGUGAUUCCUCUCAGUUUGCAGAUGCUCGAGUCGCAGUACUAGAGCCGGCCUACGACAGCUAUCUCUUCUCCAACAACCUGCGCAGCGAUGAGCCAACUCCCUCUUCCAUUCAACUCCUCCAUUCCUCCGAAAUCGCCAUCACGAUAUCGCGCUGUGCCAAGACUGGAGUGGCCACAGAUCUAACCAUCGUCAAAAUAUCAGAUCCUCUCGCAGACAACUUUGUAGGCUACUCCCCAGAAGAAAGGUGCAUAGUGUUCAGGGGCGAGAGAGGCCUGGUGGACGAUUUUGUAGGCUUUGCGGAACUAGUUGCAGGAGAAAAUCAGGUCACGGUUAUUCUAAAAGCCCUAAAACAAGUCCGAAUACCUCCACAGGGUUUGGAGUAUGGUCUCACAUUUGAGCGGUUUGUCGACCGUGUUGAAGUGCUCGAGUGCGCUAUGUGGAUUAGAACUUCACCCAGCGAACAAGAUGGAGGGGUAAACAAAUUUGUCGAGUUUGUCAGCGCAUCUCAAACUCCUCAGCCUAUCCCAUCCAAACAAACCAUAUCCAAUGGUUUUCAUGCCACAGACGAUGACAAGCCCACUCUCAAGGUCUUAGAGAUUCACAACUCAGUUACAGACAAGGGUACAUUCGGUUCUGACUCUUCAUCCCCUCUAUCUUCUCCUCCACCCUUCGAUGAGUCUGAGGAUUGGGAGUUUCCAUUCAGCGACUCUAGCUCGCCACUAUCUCCCCCUCCUGAGAUAAUCGAGACUCCCCCAUGGCUCAGCCAUUCCGAGUCAUGA